This is a messenger RNA of Drosophila innubila, 7612 nucleotides long. RefSeq names its product protein mini spindles (gene msps). Gene Ontology annotation, cellular component: centrosome; microtubule plus-end; spindle pole. The transcript has 16 exons. Gene Ontology annotation, molecular function: microtubule plus-end binding; microtubule plus end polymerase activity. NCBI's taxonomy places the organism in Eukaryota, Metazoa, Arthropoda, Insecta, Diptera, Drosophilidae. Gene Ontology annotation, biological process: mitotic spindle organization; centrosome duplication; establishment or maintenance of microtubule cytoskeleton polarity. Bases 402 to 6674 code for a protein of 2090 amino acids. The record is from RefSeq and is a predicted model, not a curated record.
AGACAGCGAGCGUCGCUGUCGCUUGUUUAAAAAGUUUUGCAUAGUUUUAUUAUUUAUUUUCAAUACGCAAAAUCAACUAUAACAUUUUGUGAAAUUGUGGCAAAAGUAUCCACAAAAUUGUUCAGUUUUUAUUAUUUGUUGUUACUGCUACGGCCUGGUUUUUCGAUUUUUCCAAUUGCUACAAAGCCGUGUCAGUGCUCAGUGUAAGUGCGUGUGUGUUGGUUUUGUGUUUGCCUUCUACGCGCCUGUGAAAAAUCGAAGUUAUUGCAUUACGUUGUGCCAGCUGCCCAGCUGCUCGUCCUAUGGGAUUUUGUUUUACAUUUUAAUGCCAGUCGCGUGCUCGUUGAGCUAAGUCACUCACUUAAUAGCCGAUACCAACAGACAGACAGACAGUCCGAAACAUGGCCGAGGACACCGAGUACAAAAAGUUGCCCAUUGAGGAGAGAUGCGUCCACAAGUUGUGGAAGGCGCGUGUCGAUGGCUACGAGGAAGCAGCCAAACUCUUUCGCGAGCUCGACGAUGAAAAGUCACCGGAGUGGUCCAAAUAUGCAGGAUUGAUCAAGAAAAUGGUCGUCGACUCCAAUGCCCUCGCCCAGGAGAAGGGUCUGGAGGCGGCGUUGAUUUUUGUGGAGAACAGUGGCCUCGCUGGACGUACAGUGGGCGAUGUGAUGACGGGUAUUGUCCAGAAGUGCAUUGCGGCGCCGAAGACUAAGACCAAGGAGCUCUCCGUGCAGGUCACUCUCAUGUAUGUCGAGAUUGAGAAGCAUGAAGCGGUCAUAGAGGAGCUGGUGAAGGGCAUGGAACACAAGAAUCCUAAAAUUGUGUCUGCCUGUGUUGCAGCCACCACACAAGCAAUGAAAGAAUUUGGCACCAAGGUCAUUGGGGUCAAGCCGAUCAUCAAAAAGUUGGCUCCACUUUUGUCGGAUCGCGAUAAAUCCGUACGGGAUGAAACUAAGCAAUUGGCCGUUGAAAUGUUUCGCUGGGUUGGAAACGCCAUGAAAGCACAUAUAUCCACAUUGCCACAGGUCACCAUUAAGGAGCUCGAGGAUGAGUUUGACAAACUAAAGGGUGAAUGUGCCAAGCCAACCAGGUAUCUUAAAUCCCAGCAGGAGAAACAGGCUAAAAUUGCUGAUGAAGCCGCCACUGAGGAGGCCUACAAUGAUGAUGAUCCCGAAGCUGGCGCCGAAGAAGUAGAUCCCAUGGACCAAAUUGAUCCAGUUGAUAUACUCUCCAAGAUGCCCAAAGAUUUUUAUGAUAAGCUCGAAGAGAAGAAGUGGACGCUGCGUAAGGAAUCGCUCGAGGCAUUGGAAAAGCUGCUUACCGACAAUCCCAAGCUGGAGGGCGGUGAAUAUGGCGCUCUGGUCAACGCAUUGAAGAAAGUUAUUACUAAGGACUCCAAUGUGGUACUCGUGGCCAUGGCGGGCAAAUGUUUGGCUCUGCUGGCCAAGGGUCUGUCCAAGCGAUUCUCCAACUAUGCUACGGCUUGCGUGUCAUCUCUGCUGGAAAAAUUUAAAGAGAAGAAACCAAAUGUUGUGAGCGCUCUACGGGAGGCCAUGGAUGCUAUUUAUGCCUCGACAACGCUGGAGGCUCAACAGGAAUCCAUAGUGGAAGCUCUUGCCAAUAAGAAUCCGAACGUCAAGUCAGAGACGGCACUAUUCCUGGCACGUGCACUCACUCGCACACAGCCAUCAGCAUUGAACAAAAAACUGGUUAAACUGCUGACCACCACGUUGAUUAAGACCCUCAACGAAUCAGAUCCCACAGUGCGUGACAGCAGCGCUGAGGCAUUGGGUACACUGAUGAAGCUAAUGAGCGAGAAAGUACUGACCCCGUUGCUGGUCGAUGUGGAUCCGCUGAAGAUGAGCAAAAUCAAGGAAUGCCACGACAAGACCGAUAUCAAGAUCAAGGUAGCCGCUCCGAAAAAGGAAGCACGCCCGGCAACAGCACCGACAGCCAAAUCAGCAGCUGCUGCAUCCAAGCCCAGCGGUGGUAGCGUAGAUCCCAAACCAGUUUCACGUCCUGCAACAUCAGGUGUGCGCAAGACAGUCAAGAAACCAGCGACAACAACGGGUGCAGCUCCAGCUGCGCUUUCGAAGGCAGCCAGCGGCAAAGCGCUGGCCACGGAACGCGAAAUGACGCCCGAGGAGGUACAGGAUAAGGCAGAUGAGCUAUUGCCCCCCGAUAUUUUGAAUGGUUUGGUCGACAGCAACUGGAAGAAUCGUCUAGCCGCUGUGGAACAGCUGCUCGGACAAAUCACCAGCUACGAUACCAAACAGCCGGGCAUAUCUCAAGUUUUAGUUCGCACUAUAAGCGGACGGAAGCCUGGUCUAAAGGAGAUGAACUUCCAGGUACUCAAAUAUAAGCUGGACAUCAUACGCAGCGUGGCCGAGAAUUAUCCGCUAACAACUAUAACUGUGGAUCAGGUGGUCACCGAAAUAACCGAGAAACUAGGUGAUGCCAAGAACAGCGGUUCAGCAGCCGAUGUGCUCACGGCUUUGUCAGAGGCCACCAAGCUGGAGUAUGUAGUAGGAAAGGUUCUUAGCUUUGCACUUGAGCAAAAGUCACCCAAAGUGCAGUCGGAGGCCUUCAACUGGAUUAACAAGUCGAUCAUUGAGUUUGGCUUUAAGAUUCAGCCCAAAAUGCUCAUCGAAGAUGUUAGGAAGGGUGUCCAGAGCACGAAUCCGACAGUGCGCGGCGCUGCUAUUCAACUUGUUGGUACCAUGACCAUGUACAUGGGAAAUGCAGUGAUGAUUUUCUUCGAUAGUGAAAAACCAGCAUUGAAAUCGCAAAUUCAGACCGAAUUCAACAAGAAUCUCGGCGAGAAACCGCCCAAGCCGAUACGUGGUGUGCAGCGAAGUAGCGUAAGCCCCGAUGAUGAUGAGGAUGAGGAUGGCGCCACAGGGUCAUCAGAUCCAGAGAUUGGCAAUUUGGCGGAUCUGUUGCCACGCGUUGACAUUUCGAGUCAGAUAACAGAGGCAUUGCUAAAGGAAAUGUCCGACAAGGACUGGAAGACACGAAAUGAGGGACUCACCAAGUUGCAGGCUAUCAUUACUGAAGCCAAACUGAUAAAGCCGACCAUUGGAGAUCUGGCGCCAGCUCUCGCACAUCGUCUGGUCGAUUCUAAUGCAAAAAUAGCACAGACUUCCCUUUCAAUUUGUGAGCAACUAUCGACAGCCAUGGGCGCCGGGUGUCGCAGUCAUGUGCGUGUCCUAUUCCCAGGUUUUCUACAUGCUCUCGGCGACAACAAGAGUUUUGUUCGAGCCGCUGCUCUCAAUUGUAUCAACAGCUUUGGCGAACAAGGUGGUUACAAGGAGUUCUUUGAAAGCGAGAUGAUAGCCGAUGCCCUGAAGAGUGGGUCGCCCGCGCUUAAAACCGAACUCUGGUCCUGGCUUGCUGAAAAGCUGCCCCCCUUGCCGCCCAAAUCGAUAAACAAGGAUGAGCUGACCUCAAUUGUUCCGCAUCUAUAUGCGCAUAUCUGUGAUCGCAAUGCGGAUGUACGUAAAAAUGCCAAUGAAGCUGUCUUGGGUAUUAUGAUUCAUCUGGGUUUCGAAACGAUGUCCCGUGCCCUGGAAAAACAGAAGCCCGCCUCGAAGAAGGAUAUCAUGGCAGCACUUGAAAAGGCUCGCCCCAACUUACCAAUUAAACCGCUUCCCAAGGGCAAGCAGCAAGCUCCCAUCCCCGAAGAAACGAAAAAGGUGGUGCGCAGUGGGGGCGCAGCUGCUGCACAAAAGCAAGGUGCGGGCAAAGCAGCUGGUGCCGGCGGAGACAAAUCAACAGCUGCCGUUCCGUCGCGUAAAAAGGAGGAGGAUGUGGACACAUCACCUCUGCUGGCGGUUAACAGCAUCAAGAAUCAGAGACUUAUCGAUGAACAAAAAAUGCGCGUUCUCAAAUGGACAUUCACCACGCCCCGCGAGGAAUUUACGGAUCUACUCCGCGAUCAAAUGACCACAGCCAGUGUGAAUAAGGCAUUGAUGGCCAACAUGUUCCACGACGACUUUCGUUAUCACUUGAAAGUCAUUGAGCAGUUGAGCGAGGAUUUGCCAAAUAACAGCAAAGCAUUGAUAUGUAAUCUGGAUUUAAUAUUGAAGUGGCUGACGCUACGUUUCUACGAUACGAACCCUUCUGUGCUUAUUAAGGGUCUCGAGUAUCUAGGACAAGUGUUCCAGAUGUUGGUCGAAAUGGAAUAUAUGAUGGCGGAGAAUGAGGGCAGCAGCUUUGUGCCUCAUUUACUCCUAAAGAUUGGUGAUUCAAAGGAUGCGGUCCGAAAUGGUGUGCGUCGAGUCCUGCGACAGAUUAAUCUCUUGUAUCCCUUCACCAAGGUCUUCUCGUACGUGAUGGACGGACUUAAGUCAAAGAAUGCACGACAGCGUACAGAAUGCCUGGACGAAUUGACUUAUCUCAUUGAGAACUACGGACUGAGCAUUUGCCAGCCAUCGCAACAGGUCGCACUCAAGGAGAUUGCACGUCAGAUCUCAGAUCGUGACAACUCAGUGCGAAAUGCAGCUCUCAAUUGCAUUGUGAUGGCAUAUUUCCUGGCCGGUGAGAAGAUCUACAAGUUAAUUGGCCAGCUGAGCGAAAAGGACCUCUCCAUGCUGGACGAGCGCAUCAAGCGAGCAAAAAAGACUAGAAAACCAACAGCUGCUCCAGCAGAAGUUCCACCUAGCAACAAGCCGCCAUCGCAGUUGGUGCAGCAGAAUAGCAUUGAGAUUGAGGAUGCUGAGUGCAAUGGCUGUGACGAGCUGCCACCGCCAGACGAAGAGGGCUGCCAGCAGCCACAAUUAAAUGCCCGUGGGCGAAGCAACAAGCUUAUGGAACGGAGUGACUCAAACGUAGAGACCAAAUUGCAUUCCCUAACUCGACAGGCGACAUUUGAUCAGGCGCCGUCAGCACAGGUGCUCCUGCUCCAGCAGCAACUGCAGCUACAACAACAACAGGCACAGCAGCAGAGAACGAGCGGUCCCUUUGGCCUAGAUCCCAAUGUGAUGGCCGAGAUUGAGAAAAAUUGGGUGCGUGCCGAUCAAAUUGCUUCUAGGGAUUAUCCUCCCGUGGACAUCUCGCUGCUCUAUGAGCCAAUUAAGGUGAUACCUACGAAGGAAGGAAUCCAAUAUCCCCAGGACAAAUUCGAUCGUCUCAUAGCGCGAUCACGUUACAUUCAACAAAACCUGACAACAUCGCCGCAGUCAAAUACCACUAGUCAUAUGACCAGCGGUAUUUCCCCCUAUCGUAGUCCAAUGCGAAUGCAGCAACAGAUGCAGACACAUCAGAAUCACAUGGAGAGCAAUUUGCCCAACUUAGCCGAUGUGCUGCCCAAGCAUGAUCCACAGCUGGUAAAGAUCAUUAAGGCAGUCAGCAGUACGGACACAUUGAAAGCGCGAGCGGCCAUCAAUGAACUGACCGCCAUCAUUGAAUCACCCGAAAAACAGGCUGUGCUACGUGACUAUGAGGAAAUAUUCAUACAAAAUGUGCUGGCACAAUUGAAGAAUCUCUCGCAGCUGCCAAUACCGCAGGCCCUGGUUGUGUAUCAGCCUUUGUUGUCCAUUUUGUACACAUUUUUCAAUGCCAACAUCUUGGGCAAGACGCUGACCGAUGUAUGUAUUAAGAAUCUCAUGUCUGCGUUGUUGCAUCUGCUGGCCGACCAAAAGCUGACCAGUGGCGAUGAUAGCCAAUACAACAAGGUGAUCAAUGGCAUAUGCCUAAAAGUUCUUGACAAGGUCAACUUUACAAAUAUAUUCUGCGCUUUAAUUCGAUUAUUGAGAGAAACCUGCCCGGUUGCAGGUCUGCCAAAGUUUACAGAUUUGCUUAUGAAAUGCAUUUGGCGCAAUAUUAAAAUGUUGCCAGAACGCACCAAUGAACUGAACUACGAUGCAGUCAUAUUGGAGGUGCAUGAAUUUAUGCUGGCAUUGCCCAGCUCCUGGUGGGAAAAUCGUCCAACGGACACGCCUCUGCGAACCAUCAAAACGAUAAUACACAACAUGGCCAAGGUGAAGGGCAAUGCCAUAUUGCAGCAUCUCAAUCAGAUACCAACACACUCCGAACUCCACAAAUAUUUGAUACGCAUCCUGAAGAAUUUCCAAAAGGAUGGCACUGUGUCCGGCACGGGUGUCUCGCCACAGCGUCAGCAAUUUACAGCCAAGGAUAUGGCCUCAAAGCGCAUAUCGCACCAGACACACGAUACAGUAUCGCAGAUCUUUAAGCUCAUCUCGGACAAGGACACCAAACAGCAAGGACUGCAAAAACUCUACGACUUUAAGCAACAAAAUCCGGACAUUGAUCUGAGCACCUUUUUGCAAGGAGCCAGCGCAACGUUCCACAAGUAUAUCGAAGAGGGUCUCGCCGAGAUUGAGCGCAACCAGAACGCGGGCUCUACACAAGCACCGGAUAACCGCACGGCUGCUACUCGUUCUUAUCUCACAGAUGUCAACUAUCAGAAUGCCACUCAUGAUCCGGACUACUGGAUGGAUCGCUUACAGAAAAUGAUGUCGACACGAAGCUCUGCGGACGAUGGCUCAAAUAUCCUGGACAAUAAGGUGGCCGACGAGAAUCUCUGCUUAAACUCGAUGAAUCCACAGAAGGUCUCGCUCAUCAGACGUGAGAAACCCGAACUGUCGCCCAAUCGCCUUCAGCACAUACAGGCCAAACUGGCGCAGAUCAAAAAGGAGAAUCAUGCCCAAUAAGUGCAGACAUUGCUUAUUACUGUUUAGGUUACGCUGCAUAGCUGAUUGAUCUGCAAUGGAUUACUAUAUACAUAUAUAUAUAUAUAUUAAUAUACGUUCUAUUUUAUUGAUCUGAUCAGAAAUGAGAUUAGCUCUCCCAUAGGGCGGCAGCGUGAACUACGCGUAAAUCAUUUAUUAUUUAAACAUAACAUAACUUAACGUAUGCUUAUAGACUUUCGGUAUAAUCAUAAUAUUUAGUAACAAGCAGAACUCGAAAGCAGGUUAACAACAAUAACAGUAACAAUAAUAAUAACGGCAUUCUACACAAUAUCUACUAUUAAUUACUAUUACUAACGAAUUAUUCUACAGAAAACAAAUAAUCUAUGUAUUAGCACUGAGUUAUAUAUUUGGUAUGCGUUUCGAAUUUCGUAUUGGCUGAUUCGAGAUUAGAUUUUUUAAACUUGUUUCGUUUGGUCUUGUUAAGUUAGCUUGGAGUUUCCUUCUGAAUUUACGUUAAUUAAAAGGGUUUACUAUUGAGUUUAAAUUUAGUAGAUAAUGUCAUUUAAACAUGUUAAAGAUUUAUAUAUCUUAUAAUAAAAGAAAACUGUUUUGUCCCCCCCCUUUGAAACAUAUAAGAUAUUAUGUGGUUAUGUUCCAACCAAGAUUGUUUUGAGCCAGGCCAAGCAAACGUGUAAGGCUCAGUGCGUGUUAAUGAACUAUUAAUUAAUUAAUUACAAACAUUUAACUACAUACAAGCUUGUAACUAGAUAAACAACAGUUUUGCUACAUAGAAAUUACGUUUUGUUUUAACAAAUGUCUAGUUUAGUUUAAGACUCAUCCAGUUUAACACACACAAAACACACACAGACACAUACCACAUCAACACAUAAACAUAUGCGUAUUUUUGUAACAUGCCCCAUUAUUUAUGCAACAAAAUAAAUGUUAUAUUUAUAAUUCAA